Parasteatoda tepidariorum (common house spider) is the source of this 1758-nucleotide messenger RNA. RefSeq names its product kelch-like protein 25. NCBI's taxonomy places the organism in Eukaryota, Metazoa, Arthropoda, Arachnida, Araneae, Theridiidae. Gene Ontology annotation, molecular function: protein binding. The record is from RefSeq and is a predicted model, not a curated record.
AUGAAUCGGUUCAAAGGAGAAAACUAUGAAUUCUCUGAUAUGUUUAUUAGCGGUGGUCCAUUUGAAAGGAGCAUUUACAAUCAUCUUUCGGACGCGACUAUUCGAACUGAAGACGGGAAAAUUUUUAAUGUUCAUCGAGUGAUUCUGAGCCAAAUCUGCGACUACUUCCUUGCUGCAUUUUCGAGUGAGUUUGGAUAUAAAGCAAACAUAACACUAACAAUAAUUGAUGGGGAAACUUUCAACGAAGUACUAAUCUAUUUGUACACGGGACACGCUUACUUAAAUGCUGAGAAUGUAGGAAACAUAUUGAUGGCGGCUGAUUAUCUCCUUGUGGAAUCCUUGGUCGACGAGUGUUGCCGUUUUGCCAGUAGAAAUAUCACAGUCGGUAACUGUCUCCAACUGUUUGUAAUUGGCAACAGACUGCAAAAAUAUGAAAUCAACGAACAGAGCUUGUGGUUCAUCAGGAUACAUUUCAAAGAUGUCGUAACAGCCUCUGAUAUCCCAAAAUUACCAGUGGACUGCUUAGAGCUAAUUUUGAGAGACAUGUCCCUCAACAUACUAAGCGAAGAGUCUGUUUGGAGAGUUAUCGUGACAUGGGUUGAAGAAGACGACUUCAGAAGAUUUCCGCACCUACCAAAGCUUUUGGCGAGUCUCAGUAUGCAGGAAGUCAGCGAUGAGUUAGCAAACGAUAUAAUGUCUCAUCAUAUAGUUAGGAACAACCCAUUCUGCUCUGCGCUGAAUCUAUCAAAAACCUUUGAACCUCGUCUUAGAGACCAGCAGAAAAUUUCACAUUUCACAAGAAGACAUCAAGCAUUUAACGCAUACAGAUGCCCAUCGAAAAUUCAUUUCAUCGUCGAGUGGAAAUUCCAAAGAGAUGGUAAUAUCGAAUGUUACCUCACGUACAACAAAGAAGUCAAUGUUUGGCGUAAGCUAGGUGAGCUAAAUUUUUUUCCAGAUUCCAUUGUCAGUGUGGGCCACUUCAUCUGCAUGUUCGACACAUGGGAAAAUCAAUGCGGAAUGUUCAAUCUUAUACUCAAUCAGAUGGUGCCAAUGUGGCCUAAUUUUUUAGAACGACACGAGUACAAUGUUGUAUCAGUUCGAGGGCAAAUCUUCAUUUUAGGUGGAAUUAAUAAUGAUUAUUCCUCCUCACGCGUAGUUGAACGUUACGAUCCAGUUGAAAACGAAUGGGAUACCAUAGUCCCUAUUGACGGGAUGACGGCUGUUACAAAAGCAGUUGGCUUGCAGGGGAGAAUAUAUGCGUUUGGCCACAAUAUCACUCCAGAAGGAUUGAUCAUGGUUGCUCAAGUUUACGAUUUAGAUUUCGAAAUUUGGAUGCCCAUAUCUCCGCCAAGAACAUUUCGAAAGCAUUUUGCCAUAGCCGCAACCGAAGGUAAGAUCUUUCUCAUUGGUGGCACCAACGAUGCUAACUUAUUGACCAGCGUCGAGAUUUAUGACACUUUUUUGGACUCGUGGAGCUGCUUGCCAGAUAUGCCAUAUUCUUACAGUCAACCAAAAGCUAUAUUAUUAAAUGGAAAGAUGAUUGUCUAUGAGAAUAUCGACAGACGAUACAAAGUUAUCAACCCUCCGAUCUACUGGAGUUUCCGGAAACGCCACUGGAAAGUAUUCCGUACUUCAUCACCGUACGCUCAGGUAGAAAGAUACAACUUUUGCUCACUGAGCAAUUCUCAUACAGUUCGAGAUGUUGUUCGCCAAAGUAGAACACAAGAACAUGAGUGGGAAAACAGUUCAUUAAUUUAA